Molecule: messenger RNA, 968 nt
Organism: Rhodamnia argentea
Lineage: Eukaryota; Viridiplantae; Streptophyta; Magnoliopsida; Myrtales; Myrtaceae
Product: dirigent protein 22-like
Exons: 1
Coding region: 111-680 (189 amino acids)
Source: RefSeq, a predicted model, not a curated record
CUAACCAGUACAAAGCCGUGUGAUCCGUCCUCGUUCACGUGCCCCACUGGCUUCGUCGUAGCCUUAUCUACUUCUUCUCGUUCACUGCCUACCCAAAGAAGCAUCUCCUCAUGGCCACGCUCGAUGCGAUCCUCUUUCCCCUCCUCCUCCUCCUCUCCUCUGCCAUCCCGACGCUCGCCUCUGGCUUUGCCACCACCCUCGACCCGAGCCUCAUGGGCCUCAACCUUCGGAAGGAGAAGCUCAGCCACUUCCGCUUCUACUGGCACGACGUCAUGAGCGGCCCCCACCCCAGCUCCAUCACCAUUGUGCCCCCGCCGUCCAAUGCCUCGGCCACCUUCUUCGGCCUCAUCAACAUGAUCGACAACCCCCUGACCGUCCGCCCCGACCCCGGGUCCGAGCUCGUCGGCCGCGCCCAGGGCCUGUACUCAUCGGCGUCGCAGGAGGAGGUGGGCCUGAUGAUGGUCAUGAACUUCGCCUUCGUGUCGGGGAAGUACAAUGGCAGCGGCAUCACCGUGCUGGGGCGGAACCCGGUGUUCCAGAAGGUGCGGGAGAUGCCGGUGAUCGGCGGCUGCGGGCUGCUCCGGUUCGCCCGGGGGUACGCCCAGGCGACCACGCACACGUUCGACCCGAAGACCGGCAACGCCGUCGUCGAGUACAACGUCUACGUGUUGCACUACUAACGUUUGGUGGUAUGAAUGAUGAUCGGAUUGUUUACUUUUGGGGCCUUUUUCUUAUUCCUUUUUGCUUUCGCUUUCGCUUUGGAAUGUUACUAGCUUUUCUCUUUUAAAUUCCUAGGAUUCUAGAGAUGGCAAUCAUAGAGGCCACUUCUGAUUUCCGGGUUCGAUUAUGGUCCAAGCAUAAUGGGGUUGGUAGGUGGAAAAUACCCACCCAUUUGCUUCUUUAAUAAUAGCCGAGGGUCCUACCCGAAUCCGGAUGAAUCAUCACAUCGAUCAAGACAUGUUUCAAAU